Molecule: messenger RNA, 1470 nt
Organism: Penicillium egyptiacum
Lineage: Eukaryota; Fungi; Ascomycota; Eurotiomycetes; Eurotiales; Aspergillaceae
Source: the annotation of a GenBank genome assembly
AUGAACUUUCUCGUGGCCUUGGAGACCAUACGUAAUGCAUCUGAGACCGAUCUCCACUCCUAUGCUACACAGACCAUUUUGACGCUCAAGACAGUGAGCCAACGUCUUCAGCACAAUCUAAUACCCUCGACACCAGGUUUUCAGACGACUCUUACAGACCCGCCGAGCGUGGCAUCUCCUCCACAUUCACCUCAACAUCUUCAAGUAGAACCCGGAGACCAAGCAGGUGUGCCAAAUUCAAAAUCUCUUCAACCUCUUCAGGCUGCGAGGUUCACAGAUUGUGUUCCCACGGAAACUCCAAGCGUGCCAUCUCCUCCACAUUCACCUCAACCUUUGUAUAUUGCGGAAACGACGGCACUCAGAGACCAAUUCACCUUAUCUCCACAAACACCUCGUUUCUCUAGCCUACAAGUUUCCCUUCCACGUCUUACCCCUCCAACCGCCCAGUCGAUACCGGCCAGAGACUCCUCGGGUAGCGCUAUACCCGUGGAUAUUAUACGUGCUCCAGACCAUGUCCCUAGCUUGUUGAAACGAAUAAAACAAUCAGCAAGUUGGGUUUGGGAAGCUAGCCAAAAGUUACCCUGCCACCUACUAUCUCGCAAGCGAAGCUCUGAUGAGGACCUUCGAUUGGAGCACAUAAGGCGCCUAGAAGGAGAUCGAUCACUUGGCAGCGAUGCCAAGCUCUUGAGAGUUCUUGCACUCAGAUCGAUUGGUCUGGAAUUCACAAACGAGCAGCUAGACAAUGAAGUUUAUCCGACGAAGCUCGAGGAACUUUAUCAACACACUUUGUCUCCAACUCCUUCUAACGUCAAUAUCUUCAAUUAUGGCAAUAACAAUUUCUUCUCGAAAUCCUUAUCUGCUGGUCUCAAACAUAUGGUUCUGGAGAAGAUCAUUUCCGAACGCCUAAAAAAGAAAGGUAUGCCAAGUAUAUGCAAUGCAAUUUCCGCCAUUGCUGGUCUGCAUAUAGAUCAAUUUCGAAGAUUUCGCUAUGAUGAAAUGCAACGCUUUGCGGACAAACUUGUUUCAGACGACAUAUAUGUCACAAUCUCGCAGAGCAAGAUCCGUCUGCUCGAUCUAGUACGAGACCUUAGCCCAUGGUUUAAUCAACUGCAAAAUUCCUACGAUUUGAUCUUCUGUAAUAUCCCAGUCUCGGGAAUGGAAUCGGAGAGACAGAAAUUCCGAAGGACUGAUUGCGUUCGUACCCCGGAUAUUAUCGAUAAUUCCGUGGGAUGUCUUGCUAUUCCGCAAGAUUUGGUUCUAUCGAAUUUGGGGUUUACAAACGCCAACGUCUCUAACAACGGAGUCGAAUCGCCUAAUCAAGAGGAUUGUGCCGAGGCCGAAUUUGCGAGCAUUUUUUAUGAACAAAUUUCUAAUCAACCUAUUGAUAUUUCCGGAAUUAUGGAUGAUAUUGCCCGGAGGUCUUGCUUUGAUUUUGAAAGUAUUGCUCCACUAGACAAUCUCGGUCUAUGA